UCAACUCAGAUGGCUCCACGUUUCCCUAAUACACGUGUCACCCGAUUUCUUCAGCCUCUGAGGCCCUAAAUAUGACACACGCGUCACGUACGGCACCCCUCCUAUAAAUGCACCCCGAUCCCCCACUCGCCCACCACCAGAUAAAGGCAAAAUUUAGUUAGAACCUCUUCUCAAUCUUCUCAAUCCAAUUCCAACUCUUACUCGAUGCCCAUGACCAAUACAUCCAACCGCCGGAUUCUAACUUUUCCGGCCAUCCACCCCUGUGACGCCGUCUCUCCCGGUGCCCUCCACGCUCUCAUCGGCCUUUGCCAUGACAUCACCUCACACCGUUCCGACGACUUCCCAGUUCACCGGCGUCGCGCCCGAGAAACACUCCGGCAGGUCGGCGCGAUCCUCGAAUUCUUGGAGGAUGUCCGGGACCGUGGAGCCAUCCUUCCCGGCUCCGUAACCGUAAGCUUCUCCGAGCUUCAUGUCACUCUCCAGAAGAUCCGGCAUCUCCUCCACGACUGCGCCAGACCGGGCGCCCGGCUCUGGGUCCUACUGCUGUCCGACCGGGUGUCGUGCGAGUUCCAAGUCCUCGUUCGGUCGAUCGCCACAGUUCUUGACGUCCUUCCGUUGGAGACGAUCGAUGCGGCGCCGGAAGUCAAGGAGGUGAUCCGGCUCGUCAGGAGGCAAGCGUGGAAGGUGGCAAUGGGGAUCGACCCUGCCGACCACCGGGCGCUGCGGAGCGUAUGGUCAAUUCUGAACCAAUUCAAGAAGGGUGUCGCUCCGGCUCGAAGCAAUCUUAAACGGGUCUUGGAGCACUUGCACAUUCGAAGCUGGACGGAUUGCCACGAAGAGGUCGCGUUCUUGGAAGAAGAGAUCUUUGCAAGUUCUGAUGAUGAUGAGAUUGCCCUCCUCGCCAGCUUGAUGGGAUUCAUGGUCUAUUGCCGCGUGGUUCUGUUUGAUACCAUGGACGGCAAUAGGAGUGAUCACAAGGAUUGUAAUCUCCAGCCACAAGUCAUCGAACACCUGCGCCAAGAAGAUCUAUGGUGCCCGAUCUCUCUUGAGCUCAUGAUGGACCCUGUAACAGUAGCUACGGGGCAGACUUACGACCGGGCAUCGAUCAUAAGAUGGUUCAAAGCUGGAUACCUCACAUGCCCGGUAACCGGCGAGAGACUGGACAGCACCGAAUUAGUCCCCAACUCAGCAAUUCGAAAGCUUGUCGUGCAAUUUUGUCACCAGAACAACGUACCAAUCACGGAGCCAAGCGUCAAGCGGAAACGAGAUCUGUCCAAGACCGCCUCGCCCUUCAGCCCAGCGGGAGCAGGAGCCAUAAGAAUGGUUGCUGCUUUCCUCGUUGACAAGCUUUCGAAUGGAACGAGCCAAGAGAAGUACAAGGCAACUUAUGAAAUCCGAAAGCUCUCGAAAUCCAACGUCUUCAACAGAGCUUGCUUGGUGGAAGCUGGUCCGAUCCCAUGGCUGCUACAUCUCCUCUCGUCAACAGAUCCUUCAAUUCAGAAGCAUGCAGUGGCUGGCCUCUUGAACCUUGCAAAGCAUCCUGAUGGUCGGAAGGCUAUUUUUGAAACUGGCGGUCUCACUCUUGUAGUUGAUGUUAUGAAAAUGGGGUUUAAGAUUGAGGCCCAGCAGAAUGCAGCGGCAAUCCUCUUCUACCUCUCAUCAAUUGAAGAGUACCGAAUAGAGAUUGGAGAUAUCCCGGAGGCAAUUCCAACACUUGUAGGGCUGUUGAGAGACGGCAUGUACCGAGGAAAGAAGAAUGCCUUGGUUGCUUUGUUGGGGCUGCUUCUGUAUCAUGGCAACCAUCCAAAAGUAUGGGAAGCAGGGGCCAUCCCAGUUCUCACCAAUCUUUUGUCAAGUGAAAUGGAGGAUCUUGUUAUCGAUUCUACCGCAGUUCUUGGGAAAAUAGCAGAAAGGAAGGAGGGGACGAGUGCAAUUUUGAGGUAUGAUGUCAUUCCUCAUGUGGUGGAAGUUCUCCAGUCAACCACAUCUCGGUCUGGGAGGGAGUCCUGUGUCUCUAUUUUGCUGUCCCUCUGCAACAAUGGUGGAACGAAAGUGGUUAGUCUACUAGGGCAAAUGCCUUCGCUUAUGCCAUCGCUAUAUUCCCUUGUCAUAGAAGGCUCUCCUAUAGCCGGCCAGAAGGCCAGGUCGCUGCUCAAUCACAUCCACAGCUUCGAAGAGCACGGCUACCCUGCCAUUUUCCCUUCCCAAUGAUAUCGUUCUUUAUGCCUUACAGAGCACUAUUCGUUCAUCAUCGGAGGUUUUUGAGACACCACCCUGUAUAUAUAUACACAAGAGUCUAGAUUUUUUCUAUUUUUGAAUUUUAUUAUGAUCUGAUCUCAGCUCGGUUUUUGUGAGAGCUGAGAUCAUGAUCUUUUUUUUUUUUUCUUUAAUAAUCUGCCUUGGAUGUACAAAAUCGAAUAAAAUAAAAAAAAAGUGCGACUCUCUUGUCUCUUUUAUGCCUCA
This is a messenger RNA of Elaeis guineensis (African oil palm), 2463 nucleotides long. Its product is annotated as U-box domain-containing protein 19. Gene Ontology annotation, molecular function: ubiquitin-protein transferase activity; protein binding. Gene Ontology annotation, biological process: protein ubiquitination. NCBI's taxonomy places the organism in Eukaryota, Viridiplantae, Streptophyta, Magnoliopsida, Arecales, Arecaceae. The record is from RefSeq and is a predicted model, not a curated record.